AUGCUGGUUAAGGAUACCAAUGAGAGUUCAUCGAAUGCCGUCUCAAAAACCGGGGUACCCUAUGUUCCCGUUGAUGUUAUAGUAAAGGAAAUUGCCCCUUUAAUUCCUCUACCAGAGAAGAUGAUCCGCGAACUUGUGGAGCGGUACGACGAAGACAGUAUGGGCGGGCUGUCAGAAAAGCAGUGGAUUCGUUUUUGUGAGGAAAAUCAAAAGCGUUUCGCCUCUUUAGGCGAACAAGAGUUUACAUUUGACCGGUUUGUGGGAUAUAGUGAUCUUACUGUAAACGAACAAUCGACUCGUACCCAUCGAUUUCCUCAAAGUGUUGUGCGUUUUUUGGAGGGUUUUGCAGCAGGAGGGAUUGCUGGAGCCAUUAGCAAGACAGUCAUUGCGCCUGGGGAUAGGGUAAAGAUCAUAUUUCAAGUUGAUUCGGGCCGAAAGUUUACCUUACUCAAUGCCGUGAGAUUGGGUGUUGACACUGUGCGUGAACAUGGGGUUCUAGGUCUUUGGAUUGGCAACGGUGCCAUGAUGAUGCGUGUGGUGCCCUACGCUGCCACCACCUUCGCAUCGUUUGACUACUAUCAUCAUGCGCUUUGUCAGGUUGUAAACACGAAGCGAGCUGACGGCACGGAAGAGGAAGGUCUUGCGGUGACUUUGCGAUUCUUGAGCGGAUCGCUGGCUGGUGCAACAGCAACGGCCUGUACCUACCCCUUGGAUAUGAUGCGGGCACGAUUAGCGGCCCACAGUUGUACGGGUGAGACCCUUCCAAGCUACCGCAUUGCGUACAGAACGCUUGUUGGUACGCAUGGCUGGUUGUCACUCUACUCUGGCCUAGUUCCCACACUCGUGGGAAUAAUGCCAUAUGCAGGAUGCAGUUUUGCGGUUUUUGAAUCUCUAAAAAAAUAUAUUAUUAAGUGGCGAGACCUUCCAUCAGAUAAGUCGAUCCCGGUGCACGAGCGGAUGAUUGCCGGUGGGCUUGCUGGUCUUAUUGCCCAGUCUGCCACCUACCCUCUGGAUAUUGUUCGUCGGCGUAUGCAGGUUUCACCUGGCCGCUACCGUGGUGUUCUUCACGCCCUUAAAACAAUUUACAAGGAGGAGGGCUUGGCCCAGGGCUGGUACAAGGGGUUGCAAAUGAACUGGAUCAAGGGGCCGAUUGCUGUCGCUACCGGUUUCACCAUUAACGACAUCAUCAAGCGUCGUAUGCGGGAGUAUGAUGCGAAGGCUGCCCAGCUGUCCCACCGGGAGAGCCUGGUAACAAUUCCCGAGGCAUUUGCAUGUGGUGGUGUUGCUGCUGGAGUGGCAAAACUUUGGACUGUGCCAUUUGAUCGUUUAAAAAUUAUGUACCAAGUAGGUAUGAGUGUGUCAGACCCGCAUACUUUUGGCCGCCAAGGUAUCGCAAUGAUGAGUGAUAUGCUUGUUGAGAGCCCAAACAUGUGGCAAAGUAGUGGAAUCAUGAUGGUGAGAGUCGUUCCCUAUGGAGCGCUAACUUACUGCUUCUAUGAUGUAUUCCAAACAGCUGCCGAGCGUCUUAUGUUUUCCGUUACCCCUACACCAGCCACCAAUUUUGUUGCUGGUGGGUCUGCAGCAGCACUUGCAACGGCUAUAGUAUAUCCAUUGGAUCUUGUGCGUGCCAAAGCCGCUACAAACACCCUUCCACCUAAUUCUCAAUCAUACUACUGGAUGCUUCGUCAUAUGGCGGGACAGAAAGGCAUGCGCUCGUUGUGGGAGGGCUGCUCGCUCGCUGUCAUGGGCAUUGGCCCUCUUGCUGGUAUAGGCUUUGCAACAUACGAAUUUAUAAAGGAACGUUAUCAUUGUGAUAAUUUUGGUGAACGACUCCUCGCUGGAAUGCUAGCUGGUGUUGCUGGUCAGAUCUCAACUUAUCCUCUUAACGUAGCUAAACGCCAGCGGCAAGUGGAGCAACUUGUGUACUCAAGGCUUGGUGACCUGAAGAAUAUAUUUAUGAAGCCCGGAUUCUAUGCUUCUUUAUAUAGAAAAAUGCCCUUUGGGUGGUCGAUCGGUGCAAUGACGUUUGGGAUAUCUUUUGCCGUCAAUGAUUUGUGCCGCGACGUGGUGGUCAAGGCAAAGAAGGAUAUUUUGCAUGACCUUUUUUUCACCAGCUUGCAGUAG
Molecule: messenger RNA, 2124 nt
Organism: Trypanosoma grayi
Lineage: Eukaryota; Euglenozoa; Kinetoplastea; Trypanosomatida; Trypanosomatidae
Product: putative mitochondrial carrier protein
Exons: 1
Coding region: 1-2124 (707 amino acids)
Biological process (GO): transmembrane transport
Cellular component (GO): mitochondrial inner membrane
Source: RefSeq, a predicted model, not a curated record